CAGAUGCCCUCCCCUAUCAAUGAAAACAAUUCACUGGUUGGUCAGUCAAAAUCCUUACUGGCCAAUCAGAAAAAGUCCCGCAAUGAAGUUAAAAAGUGUAGAAAAGUUUAUGGCCUAGAGAACAGAGCUGCUUGGUGCACUCAGUGCAAGUGGAAAAAGGCGUGCACCCGUUUUCAUGAGAAAUCAUUCGACUACAGUUAA
This is a messenger RNA of Helobdella robusta, 201 nucleotides long. RefSeq lists its product as hypothetical. The annotation marks the transcript as partial. Gene Ontology annotation, cellular component: nucleus. The transcript has a single exon. The record is from RefSeq and is a predicted model, not a curated record. Gene Ontology annotation, molecular function: RNA polymerase II cis-regulatory region sequence-specific DNA binding; DNA-binding transcription factor activity. Gene Ontology annotation, biological process: regulation of transcription by RNA polymerase II. Lineage: Eukaryota; Metazoa; Annelida; Clitellata; Rhynchobdellida; Glossiphoniidae.